This is a messenger RNA of Charadrius vociferus (killdeer), 1689 nucleotides long. Its product is annotated as pepsin A-like. Gene Ontology annotation, biological process: proteolysis. Gene Ontology annotation, molecular function: aspartic-type endopeptidase activity. The transcript has 12 exons. Bases 1 to 1689 code for a protein of 562 amino acids. The record is from RefSeq and is a predicted model, not a curated record. Lineage: Eukaryota; Metazoa; Chordata; Aves; Charadriiformes; Charadriidae.
AUGGUCUUCCACCCUCCCUGCCCAAAGCCCCGGAGAUUUAUGCUGCGGUUCCUCAGCCACAGCGGUGUCAUCGGCUUGCGCAAUGCCCCGGUGGUCAGACGGAGGGGGGAAUACCCCGAAACGGCCAUAAACAGCCCCGUGUCCCCACCGCUGCCCCCACCACCACCAUCUCCCAGUGCCUCCCUCUGGGGUCGCAGAAAUGAGUACUUCGGCACCAUCUCCAUCGGUACCCCAGCCCAGGAGUUCACCGUUGUCUUUGACACCGGCUCCUCCAACCUGUGGGUGCCCUCGGUGUACUGCUCCAGCCCGGCCUGCACCAACCACAACCGCUUCAACCCAGCGGACUCCUCCACCUUCAUCAGCACCAACGAAACCCUCUACAUCGCCUACGGCACUGGCAGCAUGUCCGGCGUCCUGGGCUACGACACCGUCACCGUCGCGGACAUCGAGGUCAUCAAUCAGAUCUUCGGGCUGGCUGAGACCGAGCCCGGCGCUUUCUUCUACUACACCCCCUUCGAUGGCAUCCUGGGGCUGGCUUUCCCCAGCAUCGCCUCUUCCGGAGCCACCCCCGUCUUCGACAACAUGAUGACACAAGACCUCGUGGCCAAGGACCUCUUCUCCGUCUACCUGAGCAAGGAUGGGCGGAGCGGCAGCUUUGUCCUCUUCGGCGCCAUCGACCCCUUCUACACCACCAACGGCAUCACCUGGAUCCCUCUCUCUGCUGAAACCUACUGGCAGAUCACCAUGGACAGCGUCUCCAUCGGUGGGGAGGGCAUCGCCUGUGCCUUCGGCUGCCAGGCCAUCGUGGACACGGGCACCUCGCUGCUGGCCGUGCCCGACAGAGUCCUCAGAGUCAUCCUCAACAUCCUCGCCAACCACAACCGCUUCAACCCAGCGGACUCCUCCACCUUCAUCAGCACCAACGAAACCCUCUACAUCGCCUACGGCACUGGCAGCAUGUCCGGCGUCCUGGGCUACGACACCGUCACCGUCGCGGACAUCGAGGUCAUCAAUCAGAUCUUCGGGCUGGCUGAGACCGAGCCCGGCGCUUUCUUCUACUACACCCCCUUCGAUGGCAUCCUGGGGCUGGCUUUCCCCAGCAUCGCCUCUUCCGGAGCCACCCCCGUCUUCGACAACAUGAUGACACAAGACCUCGUGGCCAAGGACCUCUUCUCCGUCUACCUGAGCAAGGAUGGGCGGAGCGGCAGCUUUGUCCUCUUCGGCGCCAUCGACCCCUUCUACACCACCAACGGCAUCACCUGGAUCCCUCUCUCUGCUGAAACCUACUGGCAGAUCACCAUGGACAGCGUCUCCAUCGGUGGGGAGGGCAUCGCCUGUGCCUUCGGCUGCCAGGCCAUCGUGGACACGGGCACCUCGCUGCUGGCCGUGCCCGACAGAGUCCUCAGAGUCAUCCUCAACAUCCUCGGUGCCACCUCCAGUGGUGAGAUCAGCUGCAAAGCUGCCAGCAGACUGCCCAGCGUCGUCUUCCACAUCAACGGCAAAGCCUUCCCCGUGUCGCCCAGCGCCUACGUGAUGGAGAGCGACGGGUACUGCACCCUCGGCUUUCAAGGCAUGGACGUCCCCACCGAGUCGGGCGAGCUCUGGAUCCUCGGGGAUGUCUUCAUCCGCGAGUACUACGUCAUCUUCAACAGAGCCAACAACAUGGUGGGGCUGUCCCGGCUGCCCUGA